AUGCUUUCAAUAUUAAGAAAAGCUCGAUUAAAGGACAAGGAGAUGCGGAUUUUGAUGCUCGGGCUUGACAAUGCCGGCAAGACCACCAUUGUGAAGAAGAUUAUGAACGAGGAUGUCAAUACAGUCAGUCCGACGCUGGGUUUUAUUAUCAAAACAAUAGAUUUCAUGGGGUAUCGGUUGAAUAUAUGGGACGUAGGAGGCCAGAAAACCCUUCGAUCUUACUGGAAAAACUAUUUUGAAAAGACCGAUACUUUAAUUUGGGUGGUCGAUGCGACAGAUCGACUUCGAGUCGAUGACUGUCGAGAAGAACUGGCCGGUUUGCUUUUGGAAGAGCGUCUUAUGGGUGCUAGUCUCUUGAUCUUCUUGAAUAAGACCGAUGUCGAGGGAUGCAUGAGUCAAGAUGAAGUCCGCGAACGUCUCUGCUUGGAUGCCAUCAAAACACACAAAUGGACCAUAUUGCCCUGCAGUGCCAUGACCGGAAGAAACCUCCACGAAGGACUGGAAUGGGUGAUCCAAGACGCGAAGGACCGACUAUUCCUGUACUAG
Aspergillus chevalieri is the source of this 546-nucleotide messenger RNA. RefSeq lists its product as uncharacterized. Gene Ontology annotation, molecular function: GTP binding; GTPase activity. Bases 1 to 546 code for a protein of 181 amino acids. The record is from RefSeq and is a predicted model, not a curated record. NCBI's taxonomy places the organism in Eukaryota, Fungi, Ascomycota, Eurotiomycetes, Eurotiales, Aspergillaceae. Gene Ontology annotation, biological process: protein folding. Gene Ontology annotation, cellular component: microtubule cytoskeleton; cytoplasm. The transcript has 6 exons.